CGUGUCCCGCGCGGGUCGCCGUAGCAGGAAGAUGGCGGCGCUUGCGGGCAGGGACAGCGAGGAGGAGGAUCUGGUGAGCUACGGCACUGCGCUGCGGCCCCUGGCUGAGGGCGAACAUAUUAAGAAGCCAGUUCCUCUUCAAGAGCAGACUGUUAGAGAUGAAAAGGGACGAUACAAACGUUUUCAUGGAGCUUUUACUGGUGGCUUCUCUGCUGGCUACUUCAACACUGUUGGUUCAAAAGAAGGAUGGGCACCUUCAACUUUUUUAUCCUCACGUCAGAAGAGAGCAGACAAAACAGUCUUUGGACCAGAAGAUUUUAUGGAUGAAGAAGAUCUUAGUGAAUUUGGGAUAGCACCUAAAGAAAUUACGACAACGGAUGACUUUGCUUCCAAAACCAAAGACAGAAUAAAAGAAAAAGCUAGACAGAUUGCAGGGGUAGCUGAACCCAUCCCAGGAGCAAGUGUGCUGGAUGAUUUAAUAGCACCUGCAAGAAUAACAAUUGGUGUUGAAUUGUUGCGAAAAAUGGGAUGGAAAGAAGGACAAGGAGUUGGACCUCGAGUCAAGAGAAAGCCAAACAGGCAACAACUUGAUCCUACAGUAAAAAUAUAUGGCUGUGCAUUACCACCUGAAGCGUCUGGAUCUGAGGGUGAAGAGGAUGACUAUCAGCCAGAGAAUGUGACAUUUGCACCCAGAGAUGUAAUGCCUGUUCAGUUGACUUUGAAAGAGAAUGUCCAUGGACUUGGUUACAAGGGUCUGGACCCCACCAUGGCCUUAUUUGGGGUUUCAGGAGAACACAUUAAUCUUCUUGAUGAUGACUUUGAGAAGUCAAAUAAUUUGCUUGGUGAUGUGAGGAAUCGUAAAGGAAGAAAACUGGGUAUCUCAGGGCAGGCUUUUGGCGUAGGAGCUUUAGAAGAUGAUGAUGAUGAUAUCUAUGCUACUGAAAAAUUGUCCAAAUAUGAUACUGUUCUAAAAGACGAGGAGCCUGGAGAUGGACUGUAUGGCUGGACUGCACCAAACCAAUAUAAAAACAAGAAAAGAUUAGAAGCUGAAGUAAAAUAUAUUGGCAAAAUUCUGGAUGGCUUUUCUUUAGCAUCUAAGUCGGCAGCUCCAAGCAAGACUUAUCCACCACCUGACCUGCCAAGGGGUUACAGACCAGUCCAUUACUUUCGACCUGUGAUAACAGCUAGCAGUGAAAACUCCCCUUUACUGAAGGCAUUAGUGGAAUCUACUGGAAAGCUUGAGAGUGAUACAGCACAGCAAAGCAGGCAUACGCUGAAUGCAUCUCAGAGGAGGGACUUGUUAGGAGAGACUGCUCUAAAAGGUCCAGCUCCUUCUGUUUUAGAGUAUUUGUCAGAGAAAGACAGAGAGAGAAUCAAAGAAGCGAAACAAGCAUCUGAACAACAACUGAAAACAAAACCAUUGCCUCAGCAAUCUGUACAUAGUAGAUUUCAGUCAACCUGCCGAGAAAGUGCUCAUCAGAAAUGGCAAAUGGCAUUGGGGGAGCAGUUAGCAACUGCUGGCUCUAGUGACUUCAAACCAUUUGCAAAAAAUCCAGAAAAACAAAAACGUUAUGAAAACUAUGUAGAGAGCCUUAAAAAAGGACAAAAAGGAGAUUCUCUGGUGAGUUGUUUAGACCCAAGUAUGACAGAAUGGGAGCAAGGAAGGGAGCAGGAGGAAUUCUUUCGUGCAGCAAUGUUCUACAAAUCCUCCAGCUCAACCCUGUCAUCUAGGUUUACCCGAGCCAAGUAUGAAGAUGACGCUGAAAAAGUAGAAGUUCCUCGAGACCAAGAGAAUGAUAUUGAUGACAAAGAAUCUGCUGUGAAAAUGAAGAUGUUUGGCAAGCUCACAAGAGAUAAGUUUGAGUGGCAUCCUCAGAAGCUGCUGUGUAAAAGAUUUAAUGUUCCUGAUCCCUAUUCUGAUUCAUCUAUUGUUGGGUUACCCAAAGUGAAGCGUGACAAGUAUUCUAUAUUCAAUUUCUUAACUCUACCAGAGACCACUACAACAACUCUAACUCAAACAACAAAUGAAAAUAAGCAACAGACUACCAAUCCUAACAAGCCAAAGAAACCAUCAAGAUGGGAUGUAUCUGACAAAGAGAAAAAGAAAAAAGAUUCCAUCAGUGAGUUUAUUAGUCUUGCUAGAUCAAAAGUUGAUGUUCAGCAGCAACUACAAGAACCAGCAACAGAGAAAAACAAAAGCAGAACAAAUGAAGCUCUUUCUAAUAAGGUAGUUAAUGAAAGUGUGGAUCAGAAAGAAGAAGAAAGCAGACCAUCCAUGGAUUUAUUUAAAGCUGUCUUUGCCAGUUCCUCAGAUGAAAAAUCAUCCUCUUCUGAGGAAGAAAGUGAUGAUGAAGAAGAGCAUCAGGCAGCUGCUGCAGGGCCAGACUCAGAAAGUACUAAGUUUGCUGAUCCACCAGAUAACUCGUCUGCUGUACAAGACCAUGCAGUGGUUACAUCUGAGCCAGACCUUCCUAUGCCAUCUGCUUUAAAGAAGAAGCUAGAUGAAAGGGAAUUUGGCCCGAGAUUGCCUCCGGUUUUCUCUUCUGGUACAGUACAACAGCAUGAACCAGUACAGCUAACAAGUUUUUCUGAAGUGAAUCAAAAAGAAAAACAUAAAAAGAACAAAGAAAAACACAAGACCAAGAGAGAGCACAAGCACAAAAAGGAGAAGAAAAAAAAACAUAAGAAGCACAGACACAAAGGAAAACACAAAAAUAAAAAAUCGGAGAAAAACAGUAGCUCUGACACUGCUGAAAGCAGUGACAGCCUUAGUGGUGCAGAAAUGAACACGGAUUUAUCACCCCACGAACUUCUAAGGAGGCUGAAAGACCUGCCAAUAAUGAAGAGGUAGUUUGCUGAAGUUGCUGUAUGACUUGAUCUCCUCCGUGAUGGUGGAUCAAAUAUGUAUAUGUAGUGUAUAGUUUGAUGCACUGUAAAUAUUGUAUUUAUGUUAAAUUGGUUUGAAAGCAUAAAUUUAUACCUGUUUUUGUGAUGCUUUACAGUUUUAAUCCAUAUAAAUUAUGGAAUGCUGGAAAGACCCUUAGAUUUUUUUGUGACUGCAUUAUCAACAGGAAUAAUGAAGUGUCUACAUUUUAAUUAAAUAGGACUUAAGAUAUUUUAAUAAACUGUGCAUUACAAGUGGUG
Gavialis gangeticus (Gharial) is the source of this 3144-nucleotide messenger RNA. RefSeq names its product G-patch domain containing 1 (gene GPATCH1). Gene Ontology annotation, biological process: mRNA processing. Gene Ontology annotation, cellular component: nucleus. Gene Ontology annotation, molecular function: RNA binding. NCBI's taxonomy places the organism in Eukaryota, Metazoa, Chordata, Crocodylia, Gavialidae. The record is from RefSeq and is a predicted model, not a curated record. The coding region runs from base 32 to 2851 and encodes 939 amino acids. The transcript is spliced from 20 exons.